AUGACCAACCCUGUGAAUGCAAGCUACGAAAAUGCCAACACACGAUCGUCUUGGGAAGGAUAUGCUACUGGUCAAUUAAUCAGGCUUCAAGAUAAAAACCACCGUGUCUUUGCACGUGUGGAUGCAAUUACCCACAAUCAUCAAUACCUUACAAGCCAAUGUCCACAAAACCAUGGUCAUUGGGGGCUUGCCUAUCCAGAAUUACAAACACGUCCACAUGAUGUGUAUUUCAAUCAAGACCAUCAACGUACCCCAUCCCUUCAAACUUUGUUUGAUGCCAUGCGUCAGCAACUUAAUAUUCCCAAUGCCUUUUCAUACCAACUUUGUCCAAAACAUAGGGUUGAUGCCAAUGCAGCCAAAGGUCUACAAAGCGUCUCCAAGCAACAAAAACACAAAGGAAAAUCCAUAUGCCAAAAUCGAGUUGGCCACUUUUGGUUGGGUGGAUACAGCACAAAUGCGAUGAAUCAACAGGUGGCCUGGGUACCCCUGAUAUCCAACCAAUACCAUUAUGAGCUACAUGUUGAUCAAUUUUUGGUGAAUGGCAAGCGAGUACCUAUGCGUGGCAUUAAUCAUCCGAGGACCAUUAUUGAUACCGGGACUAAAGAUAUCGUGUUGAGCAAACAGAAUCUCCAGCACUUGCUACUUUCAAUCAAGGAAUCUGGGUUGGUGCAAUUUGACUCUGCCUUUGUGUCUUCAGAGUACGAGCAAGCAUUUUGGUUCAAUCGUACUCGGCUUACACUUCCCAGUAAAGCAGUCAAGCUCAAUGACGAUAGCAAUGUUGCCAUCUCUUUGAGUGGGCAAAAAGUCGACCUUGAUAUCGAGAACCUCUUUGACGUCGUCCUUAUUGACAACGAUGACGAGACGCAGCCAUGGAUCAACAUUAGCUUGACAGGCUUGUCAUCCCAUAAUGACGAGAACCAGGUUGCAGGGACUAUACUUGGCAACACCUUCAUGCGUGGCAAAACCACCAUAUGGGAUCGUGACCAAGGGCUCAUUGGAUUUACCAGCAGUGGGUAUGAUGAUGAUACAUGUUGUCAACCUGGAUCUGCUGCCGAUAUCAAGGCACUCUUGACGGCUGGGUCAGCAGCAGAGCAUCGUGAACAUGAAGGCCAUUCUCAUCUACAGCCAUUGUUCGUCGUUCUCAUUGCUUGUGCUACGCUUGGUGCCACUGCACACAUUGCAUUGUUUGUGUUACAAUAUUGCUUAUCUCAGCAAAAGCGAUCAACAGCGUAA
Molecule: messenger RNA, 1233 nt
Organism: Lichtheimia ornata
Lineage: Eukaryota; Fungi; Mucoromycota; Mucoromycetes; Mucorales; Lichtheimiaceae
Exons: 2
Coding region: 1-1233 (410 amino acids)
Biological process (GO): proteolysis
Molecular function (GO): aspartic-type endopeptidase activity
Source: RefSeq, a predicted model, not a curated record